Scophthalmus maximus (turbot) is the source of this 5177-nucleotide messenger RNA. Its product is annotated as heparan sulfate glucosamine 3-O-sulfotransferase 6-like. The transcript is spliced from 2 exons. The coding region runs from base 3063 to 4223 and encodes 386 amino acids. The record is from RefSeq and is a predicted model, not a curated record. Gene Ontology annotation, molecular function: [heparan sulfate]-glucosamine 3-sulfotransferase activity. NCBI's taxonomy places the organism in Eukaryota, Metazoa, Chordata, Actinopteri, Pleuronectiformes, Scophthalmidae.
GUUUUGGAAUAACCCCGCUUUAAUCUGCUCACCACAUCACUGAACAGAAAAACGAGAUGAAAGGGCAAAUGGUUUAUGAGUCCAUAAAAGCUACAUCCAAACCAAAACGUUAGAACAAUACUCUUACACUGUACAUCUUCAAUCUGGAGUUCAUUAUUAGUAAAUACCUCAUUGAUAUUCAUUCCAGACAUUAAAAAAAAAGCACCAGCUUCCAUUUGUAGGAAACUACAGCCAUGCCUCUGCACCGCUAAAUGAGUAUCUCCUGGUCCGUGGUUUCUAAGAUCUGUCGUGAUGGCUUUAAGGAUCCUGACGGGUAUCUUGCGGCUAUUUUAAAUGCCCGACAACUUCUUCCCCCAUACUGGAAAUUACAAAAUGAGAGUGGAACAUUCUGCUUUUGCUCGAGAAGAUUUGUAAUUUGCUGUAAUGGCUGACACAUGUACCCGCCAUCAGCAGGCCUCUGGCUAUGGAAAUCUCUAUACUGUACAUCCCAAUAAACACAGGGAUGCAGCAGCAGCAGCAGCGUCUACCUGCCGGCUGCUGCGACAGUCGGAUACAUAGUCUGGACUGUGCUGCACGAAUGCAACCGUAAAUGCCAUAAACCCUAUACAUGAAUGGUACAUGAAUGUGAGCAAACAUGCUGUGUCUCCAUACACACACUUGCUAUAUAGAGAUCAUUGGCUUGUACAAACACCCGCAUGGUGCACUCAACAUGGUCGGAAGGGUUGAGUUUCAAACAAUGGGCACUUCUUAUGGUCGCCGUCUUGGCUAUGUAGCGGGGGGGGCAGGGACCACCAACGUAAUUUCAAAUUUGUGAAAAUGGUGGCUAGGGGGGACAUGAUGGCGCUCAUGAUUGUAAUUUCCACUUAAUGUGUCAUAGGGGGCACACUAGAAAAGGGAAAGGCUACAUUUUAAGUCAAGUGAGCAGCCAGCAGAUAUAUUUCGGCGACAAUUGCGGUCACAUGACUCGAUCAUCCUUUCCGGCGAGUGCACAUUGGCCGUUUUUUGAUUUGAGACAAUGCCGGAAUUCACGCACUCUGCCAGUGUACAGUAAACUGACUGAAGCCUCAAGAGAGAGACAUAUGUAUACAAACACAUCAACAGAGAGACAUGAGGGCCGACCUCAUUCCCAGACAGAAAGACACAGUUCACAACUUGCAUGUCGUAUUUGUUUCCUCACCACCGCUGCCGCACCGUUUGUUUCUUUAAUCUCACUGUUUAUAUUUUGUGGGUCCAAACCUGUCAGUGUGACUGCGACUCGAGCAAUUAGCGUGAGGCAAAAACAAAUAAGAUGUCUGAUGAAAGAAGAGCUUGGAUCCUGACCUCAUUCUGACUAAUUCUGCCGCUAGCCAGCAGACAGUCGUUUCCAAAGCUGUGAAUUCCUCUGUGCCAGGCUGGCCUCUCCUUGGAUGGAUUUACAAUGGCUGUUUGUGCUUCAAAACAUGUCAUUAUUCUAUAUUUGCCAGGGUCAUGUCAGUAUGCACAGAGACCUUUGUUCUAGCACUGUUUUUUUGGUAGUUUUUUUAUUUUAUAUAUAUAUAUUUUUGUUUUGUUUGUUUCCAGUCUUUGUGCUCAGCUAAAGUAGCCGGCCAAUGGCUCUCAAACAAGAAAGACAACAAAAUGUCCAACUUUCUUUUACUUAAAUGUUAUCCGAGCUAUCUCUGUUUUCUCCGGCGAUAUUGAGGAAGAGAGGUGAAUAAAGAUAAAACAUGCAAAACCUUCAAUUAGCCGACACAGUGCGUCUGCCAAAUUCGCCCCUGUCUGAAACAAACUGUGCCCCAGGGUUGAAAAUGUAACUGCGAGAGUGUGUUUGUGUGUAUGCGUGUGCGUGUGCGUGUGUGUGUGUGUGUGUGUGUGUGUGUGAGUGUGUGAGUGAGUGAGUGUUCCCCCUCUCUCCCCUCCCUCUCCCUUCAUCCACUCAGGCAGCCGCCCCUCGGUGUGUUAGUCAGGUUGAACGUCUGAACUCCAACCCGUUGCCAGAAGAAACUCAAUACCCGCUCCAGCUUUACAGAAUCAGGGGAACAUCCCGGUGCUGAUUCUCCCCGUACAGCCCCCAAGGUGACACUCUCAGACGCCGAUACUGUAUUUUAUGGAGUGGAGGCAGAGCAGUCACAGGGGCCCCCCUCCUCGCUUCGGGGCCCAUUGUUCUGAAGGUUUGUGUCAGGAGGCUUGUCACUGUGUUGGGCCAUGUGAUGGCUCAGUGUUGAGUCUCAGGGUGCAGGGAUAGACAACCUCGGGCUUCUCUUAUUCUCAGGGCCGACUGAGACAUCCAUCAUAUGAGUUCAAAGGGGCAAGGAGGAUUUUCCUAAGCGGAGUCAGUUUACAUAUUGUAAAACACUGAUGUGCGUUUAGCUCAUAACAAAGUGCUCUAAAUUCCUUUUUUUCCCUCUCCACAAAAAGGACAAAUUCUGUUGCAAAAAGGACAUGAGUGAUUCUUGUAAACCUCUUUGCACACUUUAAAGUCACGGGACCAGACGUCAAAGGGCACGCGUGCCACUGGUUUAGUAUGAAAAUGCGUAGAAAUGUUUUAAAAAAGGAGGGUAUUUGAAUUAUAUUGCAAUUGGAAAUUAACAAAUAGGCCACUAGCGGAGUCCAUGUUUACCCAUGUUUAUGCUAUAGCUUGAGAUGGGAAGGGUGGAGACUUGCAAAAAAAAAAAAAAAAAAGGAGGGGGCGUAUAGGAGAAGCAGAGGAGAAACCUUGAAUGAGAGAGAUUAGAGCACCUCAGCGCGCACUGGCACAGCAGGCUGUUCUGUCUCUCAUGCAAACACACAGUCAUGUUGAAUGACUAAACCUACUCUCGACCAAGGAGGAUCAGGUUCAUGACUUUACUGGGAAGAAGAAGACAAAGACUAUGAAGGUCAUUUUUGGCAAAUCCACUGUGUCACCUCGCUGCUGAGAGGCGCUCUCCGGGUGAUGGCUCACUUUUACGCAACAGGUUCUGCGAGUUGAAUUCGACAGCAUCAAGUCCGAUCGACAUAGGAAGAAGAAGAAGAAGAAGAAGAAGAAGAAGAAGAAGCAUGCUGUCACUGGUUUGGCCAUUUGGCACUGAGCAGGAGAUCAACUCAUGGGAUGUAGUGGAUGCCGAGUCAGGUUCAACUUUGGAAAGGCGCUGUCCAAAGCCUCGGUGUUUUUUACCAUGGUCCUGAUCUUCACGUACUUCUUCUACUGCCUCACGGGGAUUUGCGAUUCGGCUCCGAGGACUCUGUACAGCCAGCGAGCUUCGGACAGGACGGACUAUGACGUUCUGGACGACCGUCGCCGCGUCCUGGACGACCUGCGAGCGCCGCCGAGUCUCGCGCCCGACGCGCCGCCUCGCCGGAACCGCGCAGCCUCCGACGACGCCGACGCGGAGCGGACGCACGCGCCCGGACAGGGCCUGACCCGCCGCGCACCGGACAGCGCAAAUGAGACCGGCCAGAGCAGCGGCAUCGCCGUGUCCAACACCUUCGGGUCCAAGAAGGUCCCGCAGGCGAUCAUCGUCGGCGUGAAGAAAGGAGGGACCCGCGCGCUGCUGGAGUUCCUCCGCAUCCACCCGGACGUGAGAGCGGUCGGCUCGGAGCCGCACUUCUUCGACAGGUUCUACGAUAAAGGGCUGGAGUGGUACAGGAACCUGAUGCCUCGCACGCUGGACGGCCAGAUUACCAUGGAGAAAACCCCCAGCUACUUUGUCACAAAGGAGGCUCCUGGCCGUGUCUGCACUAUGAACUGCCAAACCAAGCUCAUUGUGGUGGUCAGGGAUCCUGUGACGCGGGCGGUGUCUGACUACACCCAGACACUGUCCAAGAACCCAGGACUUCCAUCCUUCCAGAGCCUGGCCUUGAAAAACUCCUCCACGGGCGUGAUUGACACCACGUGGAGCGCCGUGCGCAUCGGCCUCUAUGCCAAACAUCUGGAGAACUGGCUCCAGCACUUCCCCUUGUCUCAUUUUCUGUUUGUCAGCGGCGAGCGGUUGGUAACUGACCCAGCUGGGGAGAUGGGCCGUGUCCAGGACUUCCUGGGUCUGAAAAGGGUGGUUUCAGACAAACACUUCUACUUCAACCAGACCAAAGGUUUCCCCUGCUUGAAGAAGCCCGAGGGGAGCAGCAGACCUCGCUGCCUCGGAAAGUCGAAGGGCAGACCUCAUCCCCAGAUCCCCUCCGAGGUCCUGCAGAGACUCCGAGACUUCUACAGGCCCUUCAACCACCGUUUCUACCAGAUAAGUGGACAAGACUUUGGGUGGGACUGACAGAGGAGGAUCCCGUCAUAGCAUCAAAUACAUCCACUUACUUAUAAGAGAGAUGCGCUGUUUAAAGCUAUGCAGGGCUAACGUUCUCAGGGAUGGGGUAGAGGAAUACAAAGUCCACGAACUGGGACUCUUUUUGGACCGUCCUGCCCCAGUGGAAGCGGCAUGACAUGCGGCAUUCGUGAACUGUCACUGAUUUGUUGCAGAGUAGAAGCUCGUAUGAUCACAGUGCUGCCAGUAUGCAAGUUACACAUAUAGAUAAUGGCUUUGUUAUUAAACCAUUCUCUUGCUUGUAUGUUAAUGUACAAAACAAAAGCAUAAUAGGUACCAAAGGGAAAGCAAACAACAUUGCCUUGGGAUAUCAUUUUUUUUACUUGCUCUAUACUUUGUUUAUAAAAUAAGCUGAUAUUUAUAUUUUCUGUUGAUUUGAAAUACAACAGGUACAAUUGUUUUACUGAGAGAAAUGUAUUUAUUUCAUGACAAGGCAAGACUUUCAAACCGACUAUGUGUUCAUCGACAGGACAUUGGAAUAAAAAUGUCAUACUAUACACACAAUAAACCACUAUUUUAUUUCAAGCAGUGUUACUGAAAUCAACGGCAUUUAUAUUUCCAUUGUAUUGACUUUUAUUCAAAUCGGACUAUGGAACGCUACAUAUCGUGGUUUGAUAUUUCUCUGUAUCGUUGCAGUUAACAUACCAGUGAUACCUCUUCUAAGUAAAACAAAAUGCGUAGCAAUGAUCAGAGACCACAAGAACACAGAUUCCUUCUGUAGAUAAUUGUAGGUAGUUUGCCCUUUAAAAACUACAUCACUCCUUCACUUGACUUAGACAGCACCAACCCUAUCACUUAUGAUAAAUUUGACUAUUUUCAUCUGUGAUUACUUUGAACCUUUUUGAUACCAUGUGUAAAGUACGCAAAACACAGUGUCGUCUAUAAAACCUUCAUUGUGACUCCUAU